Dermacentor andersoni is the source of this 711-nucleotide messenger RNA. The record is from RefSeq and is a predicted model, not a curated record. NCBI's taxonomy places the organism in Eukaryota, Metazoa, Arthropoda, Arachnida, Ixodida, Ixodidae.
CGUGCUGCGCGUAUUAUGUCUCUGCCAUUGUCUCUGUGCAAGCAUUGACGGUGCACGUGCUCCUGUUUCCCGCUUUGGAACCAGGACAGUUGGACAGAAAAACAAUGACGUGGGCUCUCUGCCUGGGAGCAGUCCUUCUUGCAUGUAUAAAUGGAGCUGCUUGCUUCGAAGACGAUCCCACUUAUAUGCAAUGCACCGAGUGGCCCGACAGAGGCCCGUGUAACGGAACCCUAUAUCGGUAUUACUACAACUUCAAAAGAGGUCUGUGCCGCCUGUUUAUCUACGGUGGAUGUCAGGGCAAUGACAACAACUUCAGAAGCCGCAACGAUUGCAUGCGCACGUGCGCAACCGUGAUCACCGCUAGAGUCUGCAGACUUAAGCCCGUCUCUGGACCGUGUCACUCCCGAGUAGUCCGCUACUACUUUCAAAAAAAGACCCAAUCGUGUCGUCCCUUUGUGUUCUCUGGUUGCGGCGGGAACCGCAACAACUUCGUUUCCAGCGACGAAUGCCGCAUGCAGUGUUUGGGCAAGGAGGAACGCGAAUCAGGAACGUAAUCGAGUGUGACGAAAGCUAACCGAGAAACGCCGAGCACCACUGCAAUCACGUCGAGAAAAAGACUCCUGGAGGGGCCGCACGGAUAUAAAUGCGAAAACUACACCAAAAUAGCAACACCGAAUAUGCGAAAAUAAAAAAAGAAUUUCUCCACAGUAA